CAUGAAUGUGACAACUCUGCAGACCGAGAAUGUAAAUUUUGAUCGAAUCGAAUUUGUUGGACUGCUGCAAAGACGCCAGGUGAAAACCAAGAUUUGCUGAACAACAGGAACACAUUGCCAUGGAGGCCAAGACCGACGCACCCAUCUCACCAGCGCCCGCACCAAAUCCGCCGGCAGAAGCUGGCAAGGAGCCAAAUGCGAGCAGCAACGCGCAAGCUAACACGACCGCUGCUCCGGGAGCGCCUUCAGCUGGAGCCACUGCCGUUGCCCAGUCCACGAAUCCGGUGGCCCAGCAACAACAGCAGCAGCAGCCGGCGGUGGCCAAGAAGCCCAGUGGCGAGACAAACAACAUGCCCACGCGACAGUACCUCGACCAGACGGUGGCGCCGGUUCUGCUCCACGGAAUGCAGGCCCUGGCUCGCGAACGGCCUACGGAUCCCAUACAGUUCCUGGCCUCCUACCUACUAAAGCAUAGCAACGGGUGCGACGAGAACAACGCCGCCGUAGACAACAACUCCUAAGCCCACCACCCUACUUGCCUCCCAUUUUUCCCCCCUUCUUAGUUGUAUAAGUGAACAGUGAAUAAUUAAUAAACAUUUAAAGUUAGAAUGUAA
Molecule: messenger RNA, 614 nt
Organism: Drosophila sechellia
Lineage: Eukaryota; Metazoa; Arthropoda; Insecta; Diptera; Drosophilidae
Gene: Dpy-30L1
Product: Dpy-30-like 1
Exons: 1
Coding region: 120-521 (133 amino acids)
Source: RefSeq, a predicted model, not a curated record